AUGCAUACCGCCACCGUCCUCCUCCCCUUCCUCCUCGCCGCCCUCGCCACGGCAGCACCGCAGGACGUCCCGCCCCCUCCCCCUGCUCCGCCUGCUGCUCCUCCUGCUCCGCCUGCUGCACCUCCCGGACCGCCUGCUGCUCCUCCUGCUCCGCCGGCUGCUCCCCCCGCUCCGCCGGUUGCUCCUCCUGCUCCGCCUGCGGCUCCGCCGGCCCCCGCCCCGGCUCCUCCCAACCCAGGCGCUCCCAUCCCCCCUCCCCCAGACACCGGCGUGCCCGUGCCUCCGCCGCCGCCCACCGACACCGGCGUGCCCGCGCCCCCACCGCCGCCCACCGACACCGGCGUUCCUCCUCCUCCGCCCACCGACACCGGUGUGCCUCCUCCGCCGCCAACAGACACCGGUGUGCCUCCUCCGCCGCCAACAGACACCGGCGCGCCCCCGCCGCCGCCCACCGACACCCUCCUCACGGCGUUCCCGAGCGCCGUGCUGGCCGCCGACGCAGGCGCGCUCGCCAGCACUUCUGCUCCGCCGCCGGCGCCCGGCACCAACGCCGGCGCCGCGGCCCCUGCGCCGGGCCGCGCCGCCCUCCUUGGCGGGAUCCUCGCCCUCGUCGCCGGGCUGUUCGCCGUGGCGUUGUAA
Molecule: messenger RNA, 639 nt
Organism: Thyridium curvatum
Lineage: Eukaryota; Fungi; Ascomycota; Sordariomycetes; Thyridiales; Thyridiaceae
Exons: 1
Coding region: 1-639 (212 amino acids)
Source: RefSeq, a predicted model, not a curated record